Molecule: messenger RNA, 2498 nt
Organism: Myxocyprinus asiaticus (Chinese sucker)
Lineage: Eukaryota; Metazoa; Chordata; Actinopteri; Cypriniformes; Catostomidae
Product: PR domain zinc finger protein 8-like
Exons: 4
Coding region: 169-1881 (570 amino acids)
Biological process (GO): regulation of DNA-templated transcription
Cellular component (GO): nucleus
Molecular function (GO): protein binding
Source: RefSeq, a predicted model, not a curated record
UGCACGCCUCUAUACCCUCGCGAAUCAUAAGUCGGUCGGUAACACUGUCACUUUCAACAGACGGGGAAAUGUACUGACUGCACGCACUUAACUGGAGACACUGAACGCAUACUUGAAGAUAUAUUGACAACAAUUUCAAACCCUUGUGGAUUAUUUUACCUUUCUGCCAUGCAGAUGAUGGAGGAACCCAGUUCUCAUAAACUGGCAUGGGAUGGCGACGCAAAGGCGAUGCAGCAGUGUUUAACGGACAUAUUUACCAGCGUCUACACCACCUGUGACAUUCCGGAAAAUGCCAUUUUUGGCCCAUGUGUUUUGAGCCACACUUCACUAUAUGACAGCAUCGCCUUUAUUGCUCUGAAGUCCACAGACAAGCGAACGGCGCCUUACAUUUUCAGGGUGGACACAUCAGCAGCCAACAGCUCCUCAGAAGGCCUGAUGUGGCUGAGGUUGGUCCAGUCGGCAAGUGACAGGGAUGAGCAGAACUUAGAGGCCUAUGUGAAGAACGGCCAGCUUUUCUACAGAUCACUGAGAAGAAUAGAGAAGGAUGAAGAGCUCCUGGUGUGGUAUGGCAAGGACCUUAUUGAGCUGCUGCUUCUGAGCUCAGGCAGAAGCCAAGUCAAAAGUAAAGAAACAUCACCCUUUUUGUGCCCAGACUGUAGCCAACGUUUCCAGUUCGAGUUUCCCUUUUUGGCUCAUCUUAGAUUUCGCUGCACUAAGAGACUACAAAGCAUGGCCAGCCCAGAGGAGGAGGCCAAGGAUGCCAGUGACCAGUCUAGUCUGCCUCCUGCCAGGUCCAGUCCCAAGCUGCGCCGAUCUGAUGGCUUCUCCAGUUCACAGGAUGGAAAACCAUCCACAGACUUCCAUAAUCUUGCCAGGGAUUUGGAGAAUAAUAGAACCAGUCCACCAAGUGACAAAGAGGCCGAGAUCCUCAGUGAAAACUCUGGAAAGCGUAAGUUCUCUGACAUGGGGGACAGCAGGAAUAGUGGAUUAUCUCAGCCUCUUAAAUCCAAAGAGGAGUUGGCUACCUCGGCACAGCAGUACCGUGGAGCGUACGGUCUGGAAGAGAGCAAACGGGCUUUCUCUCCUUCUGUUUCAGAGUCAACAGAAACCAAGAGAAGCGCCUUUACAGAGGUCAAGAAGUCACCUCAGAGCUUGAAACACAGCAGCAAAAACUCCAGCUCAAAUUCUGAGAACAAGGAAGCUGGCCGGCCCAGCAGCAAUCCGACUGAAAAACACCUAAACAUCAGACAGGUUCUUAGCGAGACUCAGCCCCCGCAGUCCCGAAUGGCAACCUCGUCAAUUGGCAGUGCAUUCACUUCAGUGCCCCAGCAGGGCGGUGGAGGCUCAGAGAGAAAGAGUGCCUUUAGCCAGCCAUCUCGCACCUUCUCACAGCUAUCACCUCUUGUCAUGGCACCCAAGCUUCUUCCUGCGGUAGACUGCCAUCCCGUGGUGGGCGACACCGUCUCUUCCAGUAGACUCUACCAGGCGGACCACCUUGCAGCGAAGCUCCAUGGCUCAGAACUAGGCAGUAACUGCCCUGUGCCAGGUGGGAUUGCAAAACAGAACCCUUUCCUGUAUGCCACAGCUUACUGGCCCAAGACCUCAGGCCCCAUCCAGCUGCAGAUGCCCUCUGCUCUUACACUUCUGCCACCUUCAUUCACAUCUCUUUGUCUACCAGCCCAGAACUGGUGUGCCAAGUGCAACGCCUCCUUCCGCAUGACCUCUGACCUAGUCUACCACAUGCGGUCACACCACAAAAAGGAGUAUUCCAUGGAACCUCUUAUUAAAAGAAGGAGAGAAGAAAAGUUAAAGUGUCCAAUUUGUAAUGAGUCUUUUAGGGAGCGGCACCACCUUUCCCGGCACAUGACCUCUCACAACUGAGUUUUUGUGGAUUUAUUUGUUGUUCUUUCCUCCUUUCUUUUUUCUUGCAAAAGGAGGUUAAAUUUUUUUAAUCAAGAGGGAAUAUGGUUACUAGAGGAGUAAUGCCAACACAUUUGCUCUCACUUUCAAAAGACGUUGCUGUUUAAAUGGUUUGAUUUCUUCAAAUGUCAUGUUUUUGUGGAUGAAAAUGCAUUUUGACAUAAAAACAUAAAAUCUAUUUAUUCUAUGAAGCACUUAGUAUUUGAAAAAAGGGACAAUAAUAAUGUAAGUGUACUUUGAUAUUUUGUAUAUAUUCAUGUAUGAUGUAUAUAAAUGAAUUUAAGAUGCAGAUCCAUUUCAUUGAGAGUUAUUCAAUGACAUGUUAUGUCUAUAUGCAUAAGGAUAUUGAAAAUAUGAUGUUGAAGUGUAUUUAAGAGUGCAUGUAAAUUAUAGUUAUUGGUUUAAGAUGCAGUCUAUACAAAAAUGUAAAUACUUGUUUUGUUUGAAUACAAAGUGUAAUAUUUUGUGUCUGUGAGGAAUAGAUUCAGUGUUUCUUCCUUUUGCUGAAAUGUACUAUUUGAUAGUUUAUCUAAUCAUGUUGAAUGCUUUGACAAUAAAAUAGCUUUAUUUUUAUCUGA